CAAUUUAAACCAACAGACACAGCUUACUGUUUUGGUAACAAGCGGCGUGAGCGAGCAAGUACGCCAAAAACGAUAGUAUUGUGUUUUUAAACGCCAUGAUCUGCAUUUAAGAUCAAACCGAGCGGUGAAGUAUAUCAAAAGACUACUUUGGAAAGUAGUCUGUUCUAACGUUUCCCGGUUUAGGAGCCGGGUUAACGCGUGAGCUCAAGGUGACUUAACGUUAGACUCGUUUUAAACGAACAGUUUAAAUGCCGUCCCGUGUUGAGGACUACGAAGUGUUGUACACGAUAGGCUCAGGCUCCUAUGGAAGAUGCCAGAAAAUAAAACGGAAAUCCGACGGAAAAAUCCUGGUGUGGAAGGAGCUGGACUACGGCACCAUGGAAGAGAGUGAAAAGCAGAUGCUGGUGUCAGAGGUGAACCUCCUGCGGGAGCUUAAGCACCCAAACAUAGUGCGAUAUUAUGACCGCAUCAUUGACCGCACUAACGCAACGCUGUACAUCGUCAUGGAGUACUGUGAGGGUGGGGACUUGUCCAGCCUCAUUGGCCGCUGCAUUAAAGAAAGGCGUUAUUUGGAGGAGCAGUUUGUCCUGAGAGUCAUGGCUCAGCUCUCGCUGGCCCUAAAGGAGUGCCACAGGCGCAGCGACGGCAGGGCCACAGUUCUUCAUCGGGACCUGAAACCAGCCAACAUCUUCCUCGACAGGAAACAGAAUGUUAAGAUUGGUGACUUUGGUCUGGCGAGGAUCUUGAAUCAUGACACCAGCUUUGCAAAGACAUUUGUUGGGACGCCUUACUACAUGUCCCCAGAGCAAAUGAACCAGUUGUCAUACAACGAGAAGUCAGAUAUUUGGUCACUUGGGUGUUUGCUGUAUGAGCUAUGUGCACUGUCGCCUCCGUUUACUGCUUACAACCAGAGGGAUCUGGCAGAGAAGAUCAGAGAGGGAAAGUUUAGAAGAAUUCCUUACCGCUUCUCUGAUAAACUGAAUAGUUUACUCAGCAAAAUGCUCGACCUGAAGGACUAUCUGAGGCCAUCUGUGGAGUCUAUUCUCCAGAGCAGCCUGUUGGCUGAUGUGGUUGCAGAGGAGCAAAGGAAGGUGGAGGUGCGGCCUCGGAGAAAAUCUGCAGGCUCUGACUGUCCCCUUCACAAGCCCGCUGAGCCACCUGCCGUCCCCACAGCUGCAGAGCUAAGGCUCAGGGAAGAGGCACUGAGGGACAGAGAGAAGGCACUGAAGGGACGUGAAGAGAGGCUGGAGAAAAGGGAACAGGAGCUGUGCGAUCGUGAACGUCUGUCACACGAGAGGCUUGCUAAGGCAGAGAGUUUACUGUUGAAUUACAACCGUCUGCAGCAGCAGCGGGACCUGGCACCUUUCUAUGGCAAAGACAUAGAUGUGGAGAGCCUCUCCCCUGGCAAGAAGAAGGUCCACUUUGCUGGUGAGAGCAAAGAGAACCAGCGGCCUGAUAGUCGUCAGAGUGCGAUGUCCCAGGAGCUGAUACUGAUGAGGCUGCAGGCGGCCAAUCUGCGCGCUCGGACACUGAGUGAUGUUGAAAAGGCCUGUCAAUUCAAGAGCAGACAGAUCCUCGGCAUCCGCUAAUCAUACAGGUGUCACCAUGAGUCUACCGUGUGAUCGCAGGCCAGGAGCUAUUAUAACUGGGUCUAAAUAAAGCUUUAUAUAUUGAGUGAGUAGCUGUUACAGUGAGUGAAGGCAAGGACAUAAGCCACUGUACUUUUGCUGUCAUGUUCUGAUUUGUAGAUGUUUUUAUAGGCAGCUUGUGAAAUACACUGUUUUUUAUGUGUGUGUGUGUAUAUAGGUUACUUGUUAGGUUUCCUUUUUGUUGUAAAGUGUGACGUGAUGAAGAACCAUGCUUGAACCUGUGAUAGACAUCAACAUGGAAACUAUGCAAAAUUAAAAAAAAAUGUUUUAUACAGAA
Molecule: messenger RNA, 1926 nt
Organism: Solea solea (common sole)
Lineage: Eukaryota; Metazoa; Chordata; Actinopteri; Pleuronectiformes; Soleidae
Gene: nek2
Product: NIMA-related kinase 2
Exons: 9
Coding region: 249-1589 (446 amino acids)
Biological process (GO): protein phosphorylation
Molecular function (GO): ATP binding; protein kinase activity
Source: RefSeq, a predicted model, not a curated record